GCGGACGGUUGGCGCCGUGGACUAUAUAGAGUUGGGUAAGCGAUCUGGGAUAGACAAGACUAUAUCGAAGCUGUAAAGCUGUAUAGGUGUAUAGGGUUUCCGUAUAUGUGGGCGACCUAUCUUGGCUAUGUUGAAUGUUAUUAUAUCGUGAUAAUGUCGGGUAAAGCAAUAUUAAUACGUAUUGCAUGCAACCGCUUAUUGAAAUAGUCGCGAAAGGACGAUCUAGAAGUCGGAUGCGGACUUCCCUUGGUCACACUGAUGGUGAUCACUACAUAUUGCCCCUUGGGUGGUGGUAUAACGAACGAUGAAGGUCUCUUGCAGUGAAGAUCUUCAGGUACCCCGGAGAAUUCGGGAAGGUUGGCGAUAGGAUGAGGACGACCCAGCGGACGGCAGAACGUCUAGAUCAGCAUGGCGACCUUCCUAUUUCACUGUGAUUUAGGGGCGGCGGACGUAGCAACAACGUUGGAGCAUCUGCAAAGAAUGAGGGAAUCUCUGUAUGUAUUAAUUUAUCCAUCGAUUCCACGUCCCAAGUGACGCGUCCAAGAGAAAGCUUCGACUGGUCCCGUUAGAAUCUGAUUGGUCCCCAUCAAAUUUGGACUGCAUGUGCAUAUGGAUUGACCCAUGAUAAACAUGGCUAGGGGCAAUUACUCGGCAUUGCAUCUUGCGUCUUCCUUCCCAGUCAGGCUCGGCACACCGGAGAAGUAGGCCAUGAUUCGACGAAGAGUCGCUCGCUUGCGUUGGUUAUAUUCAGCCAUCGCUAUGCAUGUAAGGAGCGCCAUUCUUUUUGACGAUAGGGGGCCAAUUUGGAGCUGUUAUCGUUGUUAUUGGAUAUACGUACGUACCGAUGGUCCAUCCAUAGUGGCCCCGUGUAGAUUUAUAUCAGAGAUAGUAUACGUGUCUAUACGAAGAGAUAGAAGACAUGACGCCGGCAUGCUCACCUGCUAGAACUGGAAGAGAUGAGCGCAUGGGAGUAUCGUCCAUGAUGAAACAUGAAAUAGCGGGAAUGGAGAAAGGGGUAGAGGGGUUGGAUGACUCGCAACUUGUGCUGGACAAUAGAGAAUGGAGAAUGUAGAACGAUGGAAGUAUGUAAUAUGAGAUACUUCGUAUAUGUACCUAACGUACCCCUGAGUUACAUAACCUAAGACAGGUAUACAGGCAAGUGCGGAUGAGUAUCUAACACUUGUCUAUCUCUGUUUAAGAGGCAAUAAUUACCUAGGUAGUUACCUACCUUGUACAUAACAUACCUGCUGUAAGGAAAGAACGAAC
Molecule: messenger RNA, 1266 nt
Organism: Daldinia vernicosa
Lineage: Eukaryota; Fungi; Ascomycota; Sordariomycetes; Xylariales; Hypoxylaceae
Exons: 1
Coding region: 709-945 (78 amino acids)
Source: RefSeq, a predicted model, not a curated record